Messenger RNA from Vigna angularis (adzuki bean), 1745 nucleotides. RefSeq names its product protein TIC 20-IV, chloroplastic. Lineage: Eukaryota; Viridiplantae; Streptophyta; Magnoliopsida; Fabales; Fabaceae. The record is from RefSeq and is a predicted model, not a curated record. Bases 796 to 1617 code for a protein of 273 amino acids. The transcript is spliced from 4 exons.
GAAUUUGUUUUUGUUGUUUUAUUUAUUUUUACUUCAGUUCAUUUCGCGGAGAUGACUCCUUUUCAUUCGUUGAGUCAUUUUUUCUGUUAAUGAUUGGAAAGUACUUAUCUUUUUGCUGAUAUAAGAAUUUUCGAAUGAGUAUCAGAAAAUUUUCCGUUAUGCUGUUAGGGUUUUUUAAAUUUCUCUAGUUAAGGUUUGAUUCUGGUGUAUUGAUGUUUGUGAUCUGAACUGUUCCCAAUCACAAUCGUUUUUCUUUUAUUGUUAUUGUUAAGCCUUAUUCCGCUAGGUAAGGUUCAGAAACGUUAUUAAAUGUGAAGUGCAUAACUAUACGUGCAUAAAGUUUUCUCCUUGCCGAUGUUUUUGAAUGGGGUGAUGAGAAAAGUUUAUGUGAAUUACUACCUCUGGUUCUGCAAUUUCUGAUAUUAGUAUUUUUUAAAUUUUCAAUUUGAUAGCUAGUUUUAUGUUGUGGUGUUAAGCGAUGAUUGCGAUGCUCAGUCUAAAUUUUUGCGUGGAUGUUAGCUGAAAAGAAACCAUAUUAAUUAUCAUCUGCUGCUAUGAUUUCUCCGCAAAUUUGAUUUCUGGAAUGGAAACAUAUGAUAAAUUAACAGUCUCUGUAUUGGUUGUCUCUCAAAGUAUGGGGGUAGGGCUAGAAAAAUGUUCAGGGGUUUAGUUUAGCAUGCAGCUCCUGCAAAGAAAAAUUUCCUGGUGUUUAGUUUUUGCAUGCAGCUGUGCACAACCAAUGCCGAGGAUCUGGUUAUUUGCAGUGAAGCUGCCCUGUGACAAAGAAGAGAGAAGAUGGCUCCUCAAUUGGCAUUAACCCACUCUUCUCUUAUCCGUCUUCCUUCCUCUCCUGCAUCUCUUGGUUUUGGAAGGAAUAAAGAUUCGAUUCCAGAAAGAGGCUGUAUAAUCAACAGGACAAAGAAUCAUACCAUGACAGCUUUUGCAGGCAAUGCUCUUCGUAAUUCAGCUAUCCAACUCACUACUGUUUCAUCGCCUCUAUCUUCUGAUAAAGAAGCUCGCCUCUCACUCAGACAUCUUAUGUCUCAAAGAUGCAAUACCAAGUUCUGUGGACAAGCAUAUAUAUAUCAUUCGUCUGGUUUCCGAAUCCCAGAAAAUGCUGAGAAGCCAGAAUGGUGGUGGAGAGCUUUAUCCUGUAUUCCCUACCUAAUAGCAUUGCAGAUGUCUGCAACUGGGUUUUAUCUAGAACCUAUCAUUCAAAAAUUUCCAUUCUUUCAGAGUUUGAUUUUCUAUAUCCCAGGAGGUGUCAACCGAUUACCAAUCUGGUUUCCCAUGUUAUACUGCUAUCUGGCUAUUGUAGGAGUGGUGAAAAACAGGGACUUACCCCUUAUCUUCAGAUUCCAUGUAAUGACGGGAAUGCUGCUGGAACUUGCUCUACAGAUAGUGUACAUUUCAAGCAACUUCAUGCCACUUAUACACUUCCCAGGGGGCACAUUGGGGUCAUAUUACUGGGCUGGUGUUGCAUUGGCAUUUAUUUUUAUAAUGAUAAAGUGCAUAAGGUGUGCGCUUCUGGGAACAUUUGUGAGCAUCCCUUUGGUCAGUGAAUCAGCUUUCAUUCAUUCUUUAUUUGGUUUAGGAGGAUUACAACGGCCUUUUUAGGAUGUUAUGAUCAAGAGUAAAUGAUUUAAAGGUAGUUUUUCUGUUUAAUCAACGGUUCUCUAUAUUUCUUGUAGUUGAAUUUUAUUGUUGCCUUCAGUAGAAGUAAAUGAUAAUGUUUUUUUGUUUAA